GUCUUUUUUCCCCGGCAUGCCUUGUUUACUUCCGGGUUUAUUACUACAGAGUCGAGCGUGAGAAGGGACAGGAAGGGGAGUCCCGGUGCCUGCCGUCCAGAGCUUGAGACCCAGCGACCCUCGCCCAGGAGGCUUCCCCUUCACCAUGGCCGAACUGAUCCAAAAGAAGCUGCAGGGAGAGGUAGAGAAAUAUCAGCAGUUGCAGAAGGACUUGGGUAAAUCCAUGUCAGGGAGGCAGAAGCUCGAAGCACAGCUAACGGAAAAUAAUAUCGUGAAGGAGGAACUGGCCUUGCUGGAUGGAUCCAACGUGGUCUUUAAGCUUCUGGGACCCGUGCUUGUCAAACAGGAGCUGGGGGAGGCCCGGGCCACGGUGGGGAAGAGGCUAGACUACAUCACAGCGGAAAUUAAGCGCUACGAAACGCAGCUUCGGGACCUCGAGCGGCAGUCAGAGCAACAGAGGGAAACCCUCGCCCAGCUGCAGCAGGAGUUCCAGCGGGCCCAGGCAGCAAAGGCUCCUGGGAAAGCCUGACCCUGUGGGAGGGGGAGGGAAGGGGGAGAUGAGGCUAACCCUGAGCCAAUAAAAUGUAAACAGAACCAA
This is a messenger RNA of Mastomys coucha (southern multimammate mouse), 598 nucleotides long. It is a transcript of the gene Pfdn6, whose product is annotated as prefoldin subunit 6. The transcript is spliced from 5 exons. The coding region runs from base 146 to 529 and encodes 127 amino acids. Gene Ontology annotation, molecular function: protein-folding chaperone binding. Gene Ontology annotation, biological process: chaperone-mediated protein complex assembly; protein folding. The record is from RefSeq and is a predicted model, not a curated record. Gene Ontology annotation, cellular component: cytoplasm; prefoldin complex. NCBI's taxonomy places the organism in Eukaryota, Metazoa, Chordata, Mammalia, Rodentia, Muridae.